AUUUGCAUUCUGAUGUCGUGAAAGUCUUUCGGAAACUAUUUUUAAUCCUGCUUUUGUCGAGAUUCAUGUGACAUGUAAACCAACAAGCAGAGAAAGAUCCUCGAAAAGCUGGCAUCGAAGUAAGUUGGACGUACAUGCUAGCAAGGGCACUCCAGUGAGAGUCUGAGUAGAUACAAUGAAUGUCUAGAUCGGUCGAGCGGCUUCACAACACGAUGCACAAUUACUUCAGAGCUUAAAUCUGCGAACAGAAAGCAAUCCAGUCUUUGUGGCCCCACAACAAUGGUUUUAGCCCACUAAGUCGUGUUUGCAAUAGAAUUCGGACACGAGGCUUGUAACCUUGCAAUACUGUUUGGGUUUCCAGCCUUUGUGCAGCAUCCACAACCGAACUUCCAAUCGUGAAAGAUGCCAGUCCUGAAUUCGUGAACAAUGCCAGUGAGGUUGUUUUUCGAGUUUAAUCCCUCCCAGAGAUGACUAUUUGCUUGUAGAUGAUCCAAGUAUCCGCCAUUAAGUUGUUUACAGUAUUCGAUUGACCCUGUAGAACAAAAGUUUCGAGCAUUUCCAAGCUCCGAUAACAAUCCGAGCACUACGUACACCAGGGUGGGACGGAACCACAAAAAAAUGGUCAUCAUGCUCUUGGGACGGUAACUUUCAUGACACGACAGAGCUCCCAGGUACGACACGAAGGUUCUGACUCCAUGCACAGUAUACAAGUCGCAUCUUGUAGGACUCAAAGAUCCUUGAGAAACGUCAGCUUGUGGCCGUAUUCACGUACCAUUUGAACGAGUCCACACUUUGUAGCUACGUAUCAAGCACAGUGAGACUGUUUGAGGUCUAGACCACAUCUUCCUUCUGCCGCAGAUCCACACGAGUGCGAUGAAAUUACAGUGGCGGGUCAUUACAAGUAACAACUCAGAGAUUUGUUCAAGGCAAUUGGCGUCGAUCACCCCAUGUUCCAGCCCUGAAUUGGAACGACACGUCGUCGAGUUUUGUACUUCAAUAAUCCGAGAUGGGGAAACUCGAAUUUGAGUGGACUGCGAAAGACUGCGCCCCAGAGCGAUGCAUGAGAAUCGCAUCAAACAUGGACUUGAUCUUCCCCAGCCUGCUACCUCAAUUCUUUGUAAAAACGGAGCGCUUGGAGGGCGAUGGUGGUCCUGGCACAAUCAGACUCAUCACCCUCGGCCCCGCCAUAACUGGCGGCGAGGAGCGACAAAAUAAGGAACGAGUGACAGUUGUCGACGAGGGCACCGGCACCAUAGGAUGGGAACUGGUGGACGAUCACAGAUACAGCAAGCUCAAGACCACGUUCAAGAUAAUCCCGUGCUCAAACGGAAAAGAUUCCAUCCUCCACUGGGAGAUAGACUUCGAGCCCAUCGACGGCUCCACGCCACCUCCAGAAAACUUCAAGGACAGCAAGAUCCACGUCAUCGAAGCAGUGCAGAAGUACGCCAACACACAUCCGGAAUGGCCUUGAAAGGGGUUGUUCCACCUCACUCAAUGAUCUUCAUCUCAAGGUCCCGAAUCUGCAUACAUCCUUACAUCAUCCAAUAACAUUUCCAUUCUCCGAUGCUAGUCUCCAACCCUCUGAAAAUAGUUGCCAAAAACUCCUCCGAGGUUUACCUCCAAAUGUUUACAUAUUCCUUAAUACAAACCU
This is a messenger RNA of Physcomitrium patens, 1651 nucleotides long. Its product is annotated as pathogenesis-related protein A. Lineage: Eukaryota; Viridiplantae; Streptophyta; Bryopsida; Funariales; Funariaceae. Gene Ontology annotation, cellular component: cytoplasm; nucleus. The record is from RefSeq and is a predicted model, not a curated record. Gene Ontology annotation, molecular function: signaling receptor activity; protein phosphatase inhibitor activity; abscisic acid binding. Gene Ontology annotation, biological process: abscisic acid-activated signaling pathway; defense response.